Molecule: messenger RNA, 543 nt
Organism: Sphaerodactylus townsendi
Lineage: Eukaryota; Metazoa; Chordata; Lepidosauria; Squamata; Sphaerodactylidae
Gene: ACBD7
Product: acyl-CoA binding domain containing 7
Exons: 4
Coding region: 120-386 (88 amino acids)
Biological process (GO): fatty acid metabolic process
Molecular function (GO): fatty-acyl-CoA binding
Source: RefSeq, a predicted model, not a curated record
AAACCAUCGGAAUGACGUCAGAGCACCCGCGGCCAAUGAGGGUAGCGCACAUCCCGUGCCUAUAUAAUGGACUGUGAAGCGCAGUAGCCGUUUACUUCUUGGUGCGAACGCUUUGAAAGAUGACUCUUCAGGCUGAGUUUGAAAGUGUGGCAGCAAGUGUAAAACAGUUAAAGACCAAGCCAACUGAUGAUGAACUGAAGGAACUCUAUGGACUCUACAAACAGUCUACUGUGGGAGACGUUAAUAUAGCGUGUCCAGGCAUAGCAGAUUUGAAAGGCAAAGCCAAAUGGGAAGGUUGGAACAGCAAGAAAGGUAUGUCAAAGGAAGAUGCCAUGAAGGCGUAUAUUGCUAAAGCAAAUGAGCUGAUAAAGAAAUAUGGAAAGUAGAAUUCCCACAAUUAUCAACUCUUCCAUAGCUGACAGAUAGUUUGAAGUCAAGAGCACUACUGACUUGGCAGUUGAUGUAGAACUUUAUUAUCAGCAGUUCAACUUUACAAAUUUAUACUGGCUGUAUUUGUUUACAAUAAAAUUUUAUUUACAACUG